AUGCUGGACCAUGUCUGUGCGCAGACAGAGCUGUGGGGGGUGCGGAGGGAGUGGGAUAACUGGCCGAGUGGGGAGAAGGGGGACUUCACCCUGGCUGGCACUAUUCCACCAAAGGGGGAAGAAGACUUCCUGACGCUGGCCGCCUCGCGGCUCAGCCGUAGGAAACGUGUGAUUGGAGCUGCAGUGGGUGUGGCCAUGGUUCUCGUACUUUUGGUUGCCAUUCCUCUGCUGGUCCACACGACCAAAGUUGGGAGUGUUGGAAAUGCUGGGAGCCAUUAUGAAAUGCUUGAAUCCUGUAAAAUGGUAUGUGACACCACUGCUCAGCCGGGCCAAGAGCUGAUCGCUGUGUCCCCACCGUCACAGGAUUACUCUGGAAAGAAGCUCAAGUCUGGUCUCCGUGGGCCUCCAGGGAUCCCCGGACCUCCAGGAGCACGAGGACCCCCUGGAGAGCCUGGAAAACCCGGACCACAGGGCCCCCCAGGUCCAGGCCCAGGCGGCUAUUCCCCCUCUCUAUACUCCCCUAAAAUCGCCUUCUAUGCAGGCCUGCGCAGACAGCAUGAAGGGAGUGAAAUACUUAAGUUUGAUGAUGUGGUCACCAAUGUGGGAAACUAUUAUGAGCCCAGCACAGGGAAGUUCACAUGUCCACUACCUGGCAUCUACUUCUUCACAUACCACGUCCUGAUGAGAGGCGGGGACGGCACAAGCAUGUGGGCCGACCUAAAGAAGAACGGGCAGGUGAGGGCCAGCGCCAUCGCUCAGGACGCUGAUCAGAAUUACGACUAUGCGUCCAAUAGCGUGAUCCUGCAUCUGGACGUGGGGGACGAGGUGUGUGUCCAACUCGACGGGGGCAAAGUGCAUGGAGGCAAUACCAACAAGUACAGCACCUUCUCUGGCUUUCUCAUCUAUCCCGACUGA
Messenger RNA from Knipowitschia caucasica, 915 nucleotides. The record is from the annotation of a GenBank genome assembly. NCBI's taxonomy places the organism in Eukaryota, Metazoa, Chordata, Actinopteri, Gobiiformes, Gobiidae.